AUGGCAUUCUGCACUCGUAAUUUCUGUAAAUCGAGUAAUAGAGUACGAAAACACCGGUUCAUGAAGAAAGUUAAUGAGCUUCAUGAAGGUAGUGAUAACAGUGACGAUGCUCAAGUUUCUAGUUUCGAAGAUGAAGUGUGUGCAAAUUCAGAAAAUAAAUGGACCGUGGAUAACCUCGAAAAUGAACUUGGAGUCAGUGAGAAUGUACGUGAAGAUUCAAGUGGAGAGCUACCGUUGAAUGAUAUCCGAGGGGUAAAUUCAUCUACAGUAGCAUGUUUUGUGGUCGAAGACAGUGAGAAAAAUAAUCUAAACAAAUCUACUGAUCCGGUUGACGUUGAGUGUGCAAUUGGUGAGCAACAGACCAUUGAAAUUGAUCAUUCGCCACAACGAACUAUAACUGAAAAAAUUCAGCACUGGGCUGUUCAAAAUUUAGGAGACAUAAAAUUGAAAGCCAUCACACAAAUUCUACAAAUUUUGAAAGACGAGGGUCAUCCAGUACCACCGACAGUGCAUAAGCUCUUGGGAUUUCAGCACCGAAUCAAGACAAAGAAAUUGUUGACGAGCAAAAAUAAAAUUGGAACCUACGUUUAUUUAGGCAUUGCUAAUGGUCUGAAUGAUCGAAUAGUAUCAGAAAAAUAUUCGAAGGCCCUCAAGAAGCUUCAACACUUUUGUGAACAGCGCUCUGACCUUGAGUCCACUGAUUCAGAAAGCGAGAAAAUACAACGGAAUAUAUUAUCAAAGAGAAAUGCCAUUAAUCAAAUGGAAAGAUCAUAUAGCCUGAAUGCUUGUGGAUUAGAAGCUAUUCCUGAGGAAGAAGAGCCCCCAUCUAAACGUCCUCGAGUAGUGACAACUCCACAGGAUGCAUCACGUGCAGGACUUUCAUCGCAUGAAAAUGAAUCUACUUUUCCCUCAGACAAGAAGAAGGCUCUAGUGGAACGAGUCCAGAAAAUGCGAGAAGAGGAGGAUGAUCAAACAGUUAAAAAGAUAAUUAAUUAUUUCGACGCUUCCUUUGAAUUAUUCGCCAUAAGAAACAGGGAGGAAUUGCAGAGCAUGAAGAGGUCCCAACAGUAUGAUUUGCGGAAGGCAAAAGACGACCUAAAGCAGUCACUGAUGAUUUCUCCACAAACUUACAAAGGGACAGCGGUACAACUGCUCAGCUCUCUCGGGGUAACAUUACCAAUGAAGACUGCGGAAGAAUUCGAGAAGUGGGAAAAAUCUUUAGAUCCAGCAAACGUGGAGAACCAGGAGAAUCAAGACAAAGUGCCGAAGAGCAAGACAGCUUUUGUCAACUUCAUGGCCACUGAAACCGCCAACUCUCAAGACGCUACAGCAGACAUCAAAACCAUUCUGAAGUCUUUAUUGACAAAAUCGAUUCAGAUGGAAUAUAGUGGUGCUGGUAAAAAGAGACACGGAGUGGGGAAAAAAAAUUUCAGUGCGACUUUUACAUACCAAUGCAUGAAAGAUUUCAUCAAAAGUAAAUAUAAUAAAGGUGAUAAAGAUUUGAGAAUUCUCACAGUAACAAGCGAAUUUUUGUCUGGAGCCUGUGAUCGGGAGGAAGGGCGUGCUGCGAGAGUCAACAAAACUCUUUAG
This is a messenger RNA of Fopius arisanus, 1590 nucleotides long. NCBI's taxonomy places the organism in Eukaryota, Metazoa, Arthropoda, Insecta, Hymenoptera, Braconidae. The record is from RefSeq and is a predicted model, not a curated record.